AUGUUCCAUUGCUCAUCGCAUAUCCUAAUUUUUUACACUAAUUCCAAUCGUCAUUUUUCUCAAUCAAAUAGUCGACAUUAUCGACCACACACGCGUUCCGAUGAACGAUCUCGACGAGACAAUCGCUACGAUAACAAACGCACUCGACGCAGUCACUCGCGAUCGACAGAACGUCGACGAAGUGACACUCGUCUAUCAUCAACGAAAUCAUCUGCAAAGUCCAAACGACGAAAAACGGUUAGCGAUAAUGAGUACGAUGAUUUGUUGAAAGCAGAAACAGAUCCGGAAAAGAAAUUUCAAUUGACUUUAAAAAAACGUAAUGCAAUAAUCAAACGAACCUUAGCUAAAUCUUUUGACUUGAGCUCAACAGCUCUAUCGAGACUAGUGGUAGACAAGUGUGAUGAAACAAUUAAAGACUCAAUUCUAUCAAAAAUCAAGACGCAAGCGGAACGCAAACAAACGGACGAUUCCAAACCAAUUCAAACAUCUCGUGUUGUUACUGAUGAAGUUCAUUUAUAUGAUCAAAUAUCUCGGCUAGAUGACGAUGAAUUUGAUGAAGCACCGAAUAACGAUUACUGUCAACAGUUUGUAAAUAUGGGUCAACGACCGCAGAAUUAUAUUCGCGAUGCAGGUCUUCGUGGUCGAUUUGAAGAGUAUCCUAAAUUACGUGAAUUAAUUCGUCUAAAAGAUGAUUACAUCGAGAAAACCAAUUCUCCGCCAAUGUAUCUACGUUGCGAUUUGUUAGCAAAUAAUUUUACGUUGGCAUCACUUGAUUGUGAAUUUGAUGUUAUUCUUAUUGAGCCACCUUUGGAAGAAUAUAAACGAACAAGCGGGAUUCAUUUUGAUCGUUAUGUUACCUGGGAAGAAGUGAUAAAACUUGAUGUGGAAUCGGUGGCAGCUCAGCGAUCGUUUGUUUUUCUAUGGUGUGGAUCUGCCGAAGGUUUGGAUCAAGGACGAGCAUGUUUGAAGAAAUGGGGAUUUCGACGGUGUGAAGAUAUCUGUUGGGUGAAAACGAAUCGAACGAAUUCCCGACCAGCACUAACGUCGCAAUCGGGUUCGAUUUUUCAACGGACUAAAGAACAUUGCUUGAUGGGUAUUCGCGGUACCGUUCGUCGUUCCGUGGACUCUGACUUUAUACAUGCCAAUGUGGAUAUCGAUUUAAUCAUAACUGAAGAACCCGAAUGGGGCGAUCCAAACAAACCAAUUGAACUAUAUCACAUUAUUGAACAUUUCUGUUUGGGUCGUCGUCGUCUACAUUUAUUUGCUCGAGAGUCCACUAUUCGACGUGGUUGGCUCUCAGUUGGUUCAGAUAUCUGCACAUCAAAUUUCGACAAGCGCAUUUACAAGGCAUACUUCGAAAAUCCGCUGCCAGCACUUGAAAACAUCACUGAACGCAUUGAGCAACUCCGACCUAAAUCACCUCCACCCAAAGGUCUGAAAGCUGCACCUGGAACAGCUUCUGCUGUGGCAAAUUCCAAUUCAAACGCAGCAUCCGCUCAACAAAUCAUUCCGUCGAGUGUGCCGUCAUCAGUAUCAACAAAAGACAUGGCUACAUCGCUUGCUUUACAAGAUGGUCAACAAGCCAUACGUUCGACUAUAACAAGUAAUCGUCAAUCGUCCUCACGAGCAGUUCGUCCACAUUGGGGUUUAUAUACGGAUGAUAUACCGCCUAAUGUUUAUCCUCCGAUGCUGCCUUCGCCGACACGGCAUGGUUAUCCAACACCUUACUCGGAAUUACAUUUGCUAUCUGAAUAUGAUUAUGCUAUAGCAGCUGGUAGUAGUAGUAGUCAGAACGACUAUGAUAAUUAUUAUGGUCAUGCCAGUGUUGAUCAACAAGAUGAGAGAGGCAAUUUUCGGAAUUGA
Messenger RNA from Adineta ricciae, 1863 nucleotides. Lineage: Eukaryota; Metazoa; Rotifera; Eurotatoria; Adinetida; Adinetidae. The record is from the annotation of a GenBank genome assembly.